Messenger RNA from Salvia miltiorrhiza (redroot sage), 6375 nucleotides. Its product is annotated as separase. Gene Ontology annotation, cellular component: nucleus; centrosome; cytoplasm. NCBI's taxonomy places the organism in Eukaryota, Viridiplantae, Streptophyta, Magnoliopsida, Lamiales, Lamiaceae. Gene Ontology annotation, biological process: proteolysis; meiotic chromosome separation. The coding region runs from base 105 to 6263 and encodes 2052 amino acids. The record is from RefSeq and is a predicted model, not a curated record. The transcript is spliced from 27 exons. Gene Ontology annotation, molecular function: cysteine-type endopeptidase activity.
CUGUCUGUUUCCCGCCCACGCAAAACAUUUCACUCUUCUCUCACACACUUGAGUUGACAAUCACACCAUCCUUUCUCUCCCCAAACACCACCGCCGCCGACGCCAUGGAAUCGGACACAUCUAUCCUCUCCAAACUCCAAUCUCCAUCGCCAACCGGCAUCCACGCCCUCUUCACAUCCCAUCUCCACCCUUUCACUCCUUUCUUCGCCGCCACCGUCAAAAAGCCGCUCAAAUCUUCCAAAUCUAAACCCCCAGUUGAUCUCCCUGCUAUCCGCCCCCUCGCCAAACAGUUCUUAUCGUUCAUACACAACUCCCUCUCUCUCAUCCCCAAGCGUCUCUCCGAGUCUCCUAAAAUGCCCCGAACUUCCGCCCUGGAAUUGUUCGACAGCUAUCGCCUCUGCCUCGACUGCCUCCAAGUCAUCGCGCCGGAGCUCUCCGGAAAACCGCAUUCGGUUCAAGUUCAGAGGAUUCGGUAUGUUCAUUGCUUGGAGCAUUGGGAUUUGUUCAAAGAAGCGGAGGCCGAGGGUUUGGUGGUACUGGAGAGGUUAAAUGCGAAUGCAGGAGGUGGAUUGAAAGGUAGGUCGGGGAAAUUGAAGGCGCGUUUGGUUCCUGAAUUGAGUGGGGAGGGCGCUGAUCGAGAACUUGCCGCUAUAGUUUUGGAGGUCGUUGUGACCUUAGUAAAAUGUGCCUCUAAGAGGAAGAGCAAAGUGGAAGCUGAUUACUGGAGAGUAAUUUCCUUGGUGAAUGAAUCCGAGCCGUGUUUCAAGAUAUUGGAUGCAAAGGACUACGCGAAAUUCCACCAUUUCUUGGAGACAAAUCUUCAUAUAAUUGCUGUAUUUUUAGUAGCAGAAAUAAAAUCAUUCAGUGUGGAUUUGAUACGUGAGUUCUCCGCAGUCACCGUGAAAGAGUACAAGAAAUCAUGUGCUCAAGAUCAAAUAUACAAGGUUGCACUUAAGAUUUGUUCUUCUCUAUUCUCUCAGAGAGACGAGCUGUCCGCUGACAUCAUACUUGAUGUGUUAAAACAUGUCCUAGAUUUUAUGGCUGCUGAAUGCAAGGAUGGAGCCGAAAAAACAGCUUUGGGUUUUCUGGAACUUGUGUGUUAUUGUGCAAAUAAAUGCCAAAGUGCAACUGUUGUUUUAUGUGAUCCAGUUGCUCUAUAUCUGUAUAGAUUAGCAGAAUCUUUUAGUCAGGAUUUCAUCUUCAUCAGUUCUAUUCUCAAUCUGUACGCAAGUGGAUUAUUAGGAAGCUCAUCAAAUCAGUUGAAAGAGGAAGACACUGAAAAAGGUGGAACUUCUCUUCAGGUGUUGCUCAAUAACACGAGGCUUCAACAAGUGGCUCUUUCUAUCAAUUGGUUGAACGAGCAGUUUGAUAGUGCUGGCAAAGAGAAGAGUUCCUAUGAACAAGGAAUUUCACAUUUACCAUACUGGGAAGCACUCAAAUUUUUUUGUUUGAAAUUAGCAGAGUUUAUUUAUUUUAAUAGGAAGGAAAUAUUCUCUGAGGCAGAGACUGCUUCCUGUUGGAAAAAUUUAAGUGGGAUCCAUGACGCAUUUCGUCAAUAUUGCCAUAUCUUCCUUGAUCUUCUCAGUGCUACUGAGAGAGAGAAAGUGACAUCUGGGGACAAUCACAAAGUGAUAUCUGUUGUAGUUGUGGCUGCUCUUAUGCUCUCAUUUGAAAUAAACCAAAACAUAAAGGAGAGUACUCUAUCAGUAAAGCAUGUUAUUUCUGCGCAGUGGAUCCCAAUUAAGAGGCUUAAGUAUCUAUAUGUUUCUCUUAAUAACAUAGCAGUGAUAUUGAAGAGUAAAAAGCGCCUGAAAGAGGCUUUUAAAGCUUUAAAAAUGUGCUGUAAAGCUUUAUGGAAUUAUGUUGUAGAUCUUUGUAAAGUAGAGACGACCAAAUCACAUGUGGCUCAAGAUGACAUGUCAGAAAAGUCUAUUGCAGAUUUUGUCAUGGAGGCAUCUGAUAAAGUUGCUUUUCUUAUGCAACUUAAUCAAGAAGGUGAUUUCAAGGUGAAUGGGAUCAUUAGAGAAAGUAUUAUAUGCUGGUCAAAUUCAGAGAAUUUGAUUGCAACACUACCAACUCCUGCGUCUUUGAUAAAGGAAUGGGUAAAGAUACAAUAUAAAAUGUCGGAUGACACAGAGCAUGAAGUAAUGCUGUAUUCAUUGCUUUCAUCUUCUAAAGAAAUAUCUAAAAGGGCACUUGGAAAAAUAUUGGAAGAGGAGCUUUGUGCAUACGAUGAAAAGAGCUACUUGAAUCCAAGAUACAGUCUCAGAAUGAAAAUGAAAGUAAUCAAUGUCCUAUUGGAAGAAAUUUAUGUCACAAAGGACAGUAUUGUGAAGAAAUGCAGAGUUCUUAUACAAAAGGCAAAGUCACUAAGAGCUCUAGGAUUAGAGCGACUGGAUGAGUGCAUUCAGUGUCUGUCAGAUGCAGUUUCAACAUUGAAGUUGAUAUAUGGCUCAAGAAGAAGCUGCAGUUCUCAGACUCAUCAUCUCCUCGUACAUGCUUACCUUUUACGUGCACUUUAUACCCAGGAGGCAGCACCGCAAUCAAUGGUUUUAUUACCUGGAAGUGGUUUUCUUGAUGACAUUCGUGAUGCAUUGAAUCUCUGCUUGCACCCAGAUCAUUGCCAUGAUGAUGAACAAUAUGAAGACAUGCUAUACUUAUGGUAUCGACUCAUUGAUUUCCUAUCGAUAAAGGGUUAUUUGGAAAUUCAUCCCAGGUUGUAUGAUGUCGUGAUCAAGUUGUUUAACAAGAAGAACAUUCACUUUGCAAAAACACUGGCUGAACUCUGGAAAAACAAGAGGCUUAGUCAUGCUCUCUGUGCUUCACCUGUAAAUCAUAUGUUUAUUGGGACAUUCUCUAAGCAUGAGAGUCAACUUUGUAACUCUUCCAUAUUUUGGAGCAAGUGUAUGGAGGAGCUGCAGCCUCUUGUUGUUGGUUUCCAUCACAUCAAUAAUGAGAUUAAACAAGCAGCUUCUGAUCUCAUUUCCAGUGUUCAAAUGACCAGUUGUACAAGCUUUCUUUCAUCAAAUCUAUACUACGACUUGUCUGCAAGACUGAUAUCAAGUGGACAAAUGAUUGAGGCUCUUGCAUAUGCAAAAGAGGCCCAUCGCUUACGUAGUAAACUCUUACAACAAAAAUUUGAAUACUCAGUGGAGAAAGUGGCGGAGACAUUUGAGGUGAAAGGGGAGCUCAUUGAAAAGAGUUACUAUGGUGUGCAGACCUUCAAAGUUAAUGAUUUUGUGGUGACAAAAGGUUCUUGUGAUUAUGAGGGCUGCGUCCUUACUCCUUGGAAUGUGCUUAGUUGUUAUCUCGAAAGCAUACUACAGGUUGGAUUUGUUCAAGAGAUUCUUGGAAACGUAUCUGAGGCUGAAAUGCUUUUACAGUGGGGUAGAAAUGUGGCCCAGUUUCAGAAUUUGCCACUUUUUGAAAUUUCUUUUUCUUGUCUAUUGGGAAAGCUAUACCGCAAACAAAAGCUUUGGAGCCUAUCUGAAAAAGAAUUGUCCAGUGCUAAGAAAGGACUAGCAGACAAUCUUGAUAACAUCUCCUGCAAAAAAUGUUUAUGGAUGUGGGAAAUAUCCAUUAAUCAACAACUUGGGGAUUUAUUCUUGAGCGGUUCUUGCUGUAAUGAAGAGCCUCCUUCUCCAAAGACGUUGUCUAGUGCCAAAGGAUUGUACAAAUUAGUACUAGACAAGCUAAAUCUUUCUGACUGGGGGACUUUGUACUCUACUUCUGAAGAAUCUCUUGCAAAUGAUAAAUCUGAAAGUAAAGUUGAACCAAGAAGAUCUAGAAGGACAAAAAAAGAAAUGAAACCUGCUUCUCAGAAACAGGACUAUGUAUGUGGUCAUAAUCGUAGGGUUACUCGGUCUGUCCAUCGCUCUGUAGUAGAAACCCAUGAGAUUGAACCAGGUGACAAAGAAACCGGUCCCUCUUCUAGUUUAGCCACUGAGCAUCUGAGGAGUUUUGAUUCAAAAAACUUUUCUGCUGAUCUUCAAAGUGAAAUCAGAUCUCUUUGCAACAAAAUGAAAUGUUGGCAGUGUCUUCAUGGAGCUGGUGAAUGCAGCAAUUUAAGCAUAUUCAUAUGCAUGAACUGGGAGCUUGUUCACAGAAAGCUUUCUUUAAGAUUACUUAUAAGCAUAGGAAAAUUUUCUGGCACUUUUGGCCAUGUUCAUGAAGCACAUGAAACUCUGUUACAAAGUUUAUCAAUUUUCGUCAGUAGAAAUUCAUAUUGUUCGAAGCAUUCUUCAGAUUCCCUUCUUUUCCUAAUUGAGUCGGUUGGGAAGUAUUAUCCUGGAGAUGCAUUGGCUGUUGAACGUGCAACACUCCUUUACUUUAUUUGCUGGUUCAUUGUAAAAAAUAAUUGUUACCAGGCUACCAGCAUUCCCUCAUCAAACAGAAACUUCUGCUGUGAGCUUUCUAGCAUUGGGACAGUAAGGGUGCUUUCCUUGCUGAAGGUGUCCUUUAUACUAUGUCGUGAUGUUCCUUUACUUCUCCAAAAAGUCUCCAGGUUGCUUACAGCCAUAUAUGUGCUUUCGACAUCAUUGGAGCAAUUUUCUUUAUCUUCAAAUGAGCAAGGUUCUGAAAGUCAGUGGGCUUCUUUCUUCCAUCAAGCUUCACUUGGCACUCAACUUAACCAGCAAUUCUUAUCUGGGAUAAUGCAAAAGAAACAAAGUCAAAGUGCUACAGAUUCUGAGGAUUCCUCUCUUCCAGACUCUGUUUUAGACAUUCACGGUUUACCUCACUCCCUCAGGCCUGCACCUGAGUCUUGCAAGGACCUGGAAGAAUUUGUGUUAGAUUUUUUUCAGGGCCUGCCAUCAACUCCGAUCAUCUGCAUUAGCUUGGUGUCAGGUGCUGAUGCUAGUUUGCUUAAAGAACUCCUGCAUUGUUCUCCAAAAGUUCAAGCAUGGAUUCUGUUAUCCCAUUUGAGUUCGGAUAACCAACAUGUUGUACUUCUUCCUGUGCAUGAAAUUUUGAAAGAAGAAGCUUCAGAUGAAGAUGCCAGUUCCAGCUCAGUUAUCUUCAACUGCAAAGAUUUUGUGAAGCAAUGGCAGUGUCCUUGGGUCUCCUCUGUGAUCGAUGACAUAGCCCCAGUAUUUAGACAUGUACUGGAAGGAAAUUACUAUUCAUCCUCAGAGUAUUUCCUAGAAUAUAUUAAAGAAAACACAUCUCUGUGGUGGACGCAGAGGAACAAACUUAAUGAAUGCCUCUGCAAAUUUUUGCAAGAUAUGGAGGACUUGUGGCUUGGUACUUGGAAAUAUUUGCUUUUGGGGAUUUGGCCAAGCUUCAACUCUCUGGACUCUAUACAGAAAAGCCUUUCCCAAGAUGAGAUGGAUCUUUUGCAGCUUGUUGUAACAAAAAAAUGCUAUGUUGGCCUCAGGUCAGAGGCAACUUCUGGAUCAUCUAGUCAAUUUGAAAAUAUGAUGGAGUUAUUGUUCAGUAGAAUGCUUGAAAUGUCCGAUAACGUAGACCAGGUUGAAUGCAUCAAUGGAAAGCCAAUCAUCUUGGUUUUGGAUAUUGAGGUGCAGAUGCUUCCAUGGGAGUGUCUACCAAUAUUGAGAAAUCAGGAGGUUUACCGAAUGCCUUCCAUUGGUAGCAUUUUUGCAACACUUGACAGGCACUGCGAAAACCAAAAUCGAUUAGAGACAAGCGUUCCGGUCUUUCCUCUUAUAGAUCCCCUGGAUUCAUAUUAUUUAUUGAACCCAGAUGGUGAUCUUAGUAGAACACAGGUUGAAUUUGAGAAUUGGUUCAAAAAUCAAGACAUAAUAGAGGGAAGAAUUGGAACUGUGCCCACAGUUGAGGAACUCUCUCUUGCCUUAAAAGGCCACGACCUCUUCAUCUAUUUUGGUCAUGGAAGUGGUACACAAUACAUCCCCGGGCACGAGAUUCAGAAAUUGGACGGUUGCGCUGCCACUCUACUUCUGGGAUGCAGCAGCGGAUCCCUUUACCUCAAAGGAUCCUACAUGCCUCAAGGGGCUCCACUCUCUUACAUACUGGCAGGCUCUCCUGUUAUUGUUGCCAAUCUGUGGGAGGUUACGGAUAAAGACAUCGACAGGUUUGGGAAGGCGAUGCUCAACGCGUGGUUGAGAGAGCGAUCAGCAGCUUCAUCCGAGUGUGCACAAUGUAUGCCCACAAAAUGUAUUCAUAGACCAAGGAUUGCUUCAUUUAUGGCUCAAGCUCGAGAUGCUUGCACUCUUGGUUUUCUCAUUGGAGCAUCACCAGUUUGUUAUGGUGUUCCAACAGGGAUAAUAAAAAGAAAAGCCUUAUAGAAUAUUAUUAAUAUUGGUCAUGAAAUCAUCUUCUGUUGCUCUUUUCCUUAACCAAAGGAAUCUCAAUUUUUGAAAUGGCCCAACACAAUAAAUUUGUAUUUAAUUUAUGCUA